CAGAGUCAGUGGAGGAGAUCAAACUCAUCAGAUUCUCCUGCAGCUUCAUCAUGGCUGAUUCACAAGGAUCCAGAGGUGGAGAUUUUUUUUCAGCAUGCAGUUCAGUCCAGCAGAAGAGCUCAAACCCAGAGUCCAGCUGUGUGUCUGUGAAGAGUGACAGAUCUAUGGAUGAGCCAAUAGUGUUUAAGAGUGAAGACACACGGUCUGAUCUCAGGUCAAGUCUUCUAUCCAGACCAAUUAAAAACAAAACUGUGUUUACGCCCGUGAUUCAACCACAAGACUUUAAUGAAAGAAUGAAUCCUGGUUUCAGCCAUGACUCUAAACCUGCUGAAGUCCUCAACACAUUGAGAUCAAAUCUGAGGAAGAAGUUUGAGUGUUUGUAUGAGGGAAUAUCAAAGCAGGGAAACCCAACACUCCUGAAUGAGAUCUACACAGAGCUCUACAUCACAGAGAGUGAAAGUGGAGAGAUCAAUAAUGAGCAUGAGGUGAGACAGAUUGAGACACAGUCCAGGAGAGCAGAAACAGAGGACAAACCGAUCAAAUGCAGUGACAUCUUUAGACCUUUACCUGGACAAGACAAACCCAUCAGAACUGUGCUGACAAAGGGAGUCGCUGGCAUUGGAAAAACAGUCUCUGUGCAGAAGUUCAUCCUGGACUGGGCUGAAGGGAAAGAGAAUCAGGACGUCCAGCUCAUAUUUCCACUUCCUUUCAGAGAACUCAACUUGAUGAAGGACAAAACACUCAGUCUUUCAGAUCUUCUUCAUGUCUUCUUCCCUGAAACAAAAGAAAUGGAAAUAUCCAGUGAUGAAUAUAAAGUGUUGUUCAUCUUUGAUGGUCUGGAUGAGUGUCGUCUGUCUCUGGAUUUUCAGAGCGAUGUGAGGUUGUGUGAUGUGACUGAAUCAGCCUCAGUGGACGUGCUGCUGACGAACCUCAUUGUGGGGAAUCUGCUUCCCUCUGCUCUCAUCUGGAUCACCUCCAGACCAGCAGCAGCUGAUCUCGUCCCCUCUGAGUGUGUCCAUCGAGUGACAGAGGUACGAGGAUUCAGUGACCCACAGAAGGAGGAAUACUUCAGGAAGAGAGUCAGUGAUCAGAGUCUGGCUGACAGGAUCAUCUCACACCUGAAGUCAUCAAGGAGCCUCUUUAUUAUGUGUCACAUCCCAGUGUUCUGCUGGAUCUCAGCCACUGUUCUAGAGAAGAUGUUGAGUGAAGCAGAGAGUGGAGAGAUUCCCAAGACUCUCACUCAAAUGUACACACACUUCCUGAUCCUUCAGACCAACAUCAAACAUGAGAAGGACUAUGAGAAGAAAGUGACAGAUGAAGACGUGAUCCUCAAACUGGGGAAAGUGGCUUUUCAGCAGCUUGUGAAAGGAAACCUGAUUUUCUAUGAGGAAGACCUGAGAGAGUGUGGCAUUGAUGUGACAGAAGCAUCAGUGUACUCAGGAUUGUGCACUCAGAUCUUCAGAGAGGAGUUGGGCUUGUAUCAGGGGAAAGUCUUCUGCUUUGUUCAUCUGAGCAUUCAGGAACAUCUAGCAGCUCUAUAUGUGCAUCUCUCCUUCAUAAACAAUAACAUCAAUGUGUUUGACCAAAUCUUCAAACAGAGUUUGCUAUUUAAAGUUAAGGACUGGUUUAAACAUGUUUCAUUAUCUGAGCUGCAUCAGAGAGCUGUGAAUGAGGCUCUACAGAGUAAAAAUGGACAUCUGGAUCUUUUCCUGCGGUUUCUUCUGGGUCUGUCAGUGGAGUCUCAUCAGAUUCUCCUACAAGGACUAAUGAAACAGACAAGAAGCAGAUCUGACACCAGUGAGGAAACCAUUGAGUUCAUCAAGAUGAAGAUCAGGACCAUUGACUCUCCUGAGAAAUCCAUCAAUCUGUUCCUCUGUCUGAAUGAACUGGGUGAUCAUUCACUAGUGGAGGAAAUACAACAGUAUCUGAAAUCUGGAAGAAUAAAGGAAGCCAAUCUCUCUUCAUCUCAGUGGUCAGCUGUAGUUUUUGUAUUGUUGACAUCAGAGAAGAUGCUGGAUGUGUUUGAUAUUAAUAAUUUUGUUGAAACAAACAAUAAAGCUGAAAAGCUAAAGGUUCUUCAGAAGCUGCUGCCCGUGAUGAAAGAAUCCAGAUCAGUUCAGUUGAGGGAUUGUGAAAUCACAGAUGAAGGUUGUGCUGCUCUGACUUCAGCUCUGAGAUCAAACCCCUCACACCUGAGAGAACUGGAUCUGUCUAAGAAUAAAAUAGGGAAAUCAGUGAAUCUGCUGUCUGAUGUACUACAGGAUCCUCACUGUAAACUGGAUAUACUGUGGUUGAGGGAUUGUGAUAUCACAGAUGAAGGUUGUGCUGCUCUGACUUCAGCUCUGAGAUCAAACCCCUCACACCUGAGAUUACUGGAUCUGUCUAAGAAUAAAAUAGGAAAAUCAGUGAAUCUGCUGUCUGAUGUACUACAGGAUCCUCACUGUAAACUGGAGAAACUGUGGUUGAGUGAUUGUGAUGUUACAGAUGAAGGUUGUGCUGCUCUGACUUCAGCUCUGAGAUCAAACCCCUCACACCUGAGAGAUCUGGAUCUGUCUGGGAAUGAAAUAGGAAAAUCAGUGACUCUGCUCUCUGAUGUACUACAGGAUCCUCACUGUAAACUGGAGACACUGUGGUUGAGUGACUGUGAUGUUACAGAUGAAGGUUGUGCUGCUCUGGCUUCAGCUCUGAGAUCAAAACCCUCUCAACUGAGAAUACUGGAUCUGUCUGAGAAUAAACUAGGACAAUCAGGAGUGAAGUUGCUCUCUGAUCUGAAGGAUGAUCCACAUUAUAAACUGAAGACAUUAUACUUUUGACUCUCAGUAUUUAGACGUCAGUUCAGUUUCCUCAGGAUCAGCUGAUGGUGAAUAAGGAGCCGCUACAGAGAUGAAGACACAGAGACACACAGCGAUCACACUGACAUGUGUGCUUGAAUUUUAUAGUAAAGCUCAUGAAAAUGAGUGCUGAAAACAGCAACUUUUUUAUUGUUUCAAAUUUGUUAGAUAUUGAUUAUAAUGUGGAUGGUGUAACACUCAAAAUACACUGCAAACGAUUAAAGCAAAGUGAAAAAACAAGCCAUAGACAGAUUUAUUGUUAUAGUAGUGUUGGGAAAAGUUUUUACAAGAUUUAUUAAAGAGUCUGACUACAGAAGAGACAGAUGUUGUAAAUUUGUCUACCAGCAGAGGGCGACAAAGAUUACGCAAACAAUUUCACUGAACAUUUACUUCUGUAAUAUAUUUGUAUUAUUUAUAUACAGUAGUCAACAUUUGAAGUGGAUCAAAAAAGUUCAGCAAAGUUGUCCUAAGAACUAAGUUGUCUUAAGAAGAAGGUUUUAGGACAACUUUGAUGAAAGAUUUUGGUUCACUUCAAUUGUUGACUACUAUAUUUUUUAUGUGAUGAGCUAUUAAAUGUUUCUAUCUAAAUCUUCACAUUCUUUUACUGGUUCUUGUUUUUUCCUCCUGCCUCUGAACACUUAAUUAUUUACUGAUAUAUGCUGACACUUAUUCCUCUUGAUGGUGUUUUGUGGUGUGCACUUAUUGUUCUUCUUAAACUUUGCCACGUCUGACCAGCUAUUGCUGUAGUGUUUACUUUCUCUUUCCCUUUUCCCAAAUUAUUCCAGCUCUAACCAAAUAUAUGUACUUUUCUAUUUUCCUUUAGGAUUCUAAAGUCCCUUACACUUUACAGUGUAUAAUAAGUACUGCCUUCUUCUACUUAUAUAUUUCUAUCUGGCAAUUCUCUCUAAAGCAUCUAUCAUUGAGGGUUUUCAUUUACUUCACCUAUCUUCUAGUGCUCUAUACCUAGUGGAUUCUUCAUGCAAUUUUAUGCAGAUAGGAAAAUCCCAUAAUUUUCAGUAGGGAUGCACUGAUACCGAUACCAGCUUGUGUACUUGUACUCGUAAAAAUACCCCCGAUACCAAAGACCGAUACCUCACAUGACGUAACUGACAGAAUUUUCCGUGCACAGAGACACCGACGGCAGCAGCAGAAACAAUGUCAGCCUCAGGGGUGUGGAAAUACUUCAAAAUUAAUGAUGAUAACACACACAUUGCGAACUGCAUGCUUUCAAUCACAAUUCGUAUUUCAAAUCCAAGAAUGAUCAUUUUAUUUUUUAGAUGAUGCUAUAUAAUUUUUUAGAUGAGACAAACCAAAGAAAACGUCAGGUAUGAACCGAAACAUCUAGUUUGUUUCUGCUAAUUGGCUGUAAGGGCAGAAUUUUCAAACCCAACUUUUGCCUACAGCUCAGAUGUAACCAUAAGAAAUUUGCA
Molecule: messenger RNA, 4261 nt
Organism: Ctenopharyngodon idella (grass carp)
Lineage: Eukaryota; Metazoa; Chordata; Actinopteri; Cypriniformes; Xenocyprididae
Product: NACHT, LRR and PYD domains-containing protein 12-like
Exons: 9
Coding region: 51-2813 (920 amino acids)
Molecular function (GO): protein binding
Source: RefSeq, a predicted model, not a curated record